Molecule: messenger RNA, 1356 nt
Organism: Trypanosoma rangeli
Lineage: Eukaryota; Euglenozoa; Kinetoplastea; Trypanosomatida; Trypanosomatidae
Exons: 1
Coding region: 1-1356 (451 amino acids)
Source: RefSeq, a predicted model, not a curated record
AUGAGUGAGAAGGCUAGGAGGGUUGUCCCUGGUACGCAGCUGUGCUACCGUGCGCUGUACGCAACCAUUGUGGGGGACCAGCCGCAGGACUGCCUUCCAGGCACGUCCGUCAAGAUGAGCAGUGAGGGGCCGAUUCUCGUUGACCACGUUAUGCGUGCUGCACGGCGGUACGCUUCUGGCAACGCACCCCCCACUGCACCCGCGGAGGUGACUUCCGUGCCUGAGGAUGGCCCCUCCAAGGCCAUGCAUGAGGAGCUACUGCGUGCUGUGGAGGAGCUGCGCCAUCAGAACCAACAGUAUCAUCGGGACUUGGAGGCACGCACACAGCAGCUAGAGAUGCGGAAGCAGGAGGUACAGGCGCUUCAGAACAAAUUGCGUGUGGUGCACAUGGAGGCUAAAAGGCGCGGCUACAAUUUUCACGACAUAGCUGACCGCGGACCAUCCCGAAGCACAGAUCAUAAAAAGACGCAUGAGGCGGAACGACUUCACAGUAGGCGUGAUUCCACCCCACCGCGUGGGAUGCGAGGUGGUGGCGGUGCGGGAGGGAGUGGUGAGUACUUGCGUCCGCCGCUUCCACCGUUGCGUGUGGAUGGCACACUAGUCUCAACGCUCGCUUCGCCAUCCUCACUACCGCCCCCGCCGUACCAGCUUCAGCCUCCGUGCCCUCCCCCACCACCGUACGGUCAGGAACCACAGCUGGUGGCCAACAAUGACGUGGCAGCUGCUGCUCUCGCCUUGUUGUCGCCUGCAUCUCAGAGCGGAAACGUGGCUGGAGAUGUCGUCGGUGGCGGCAAUGACUUGGAUGUCGUCGCUAAACCCUUUCUCCCGCAGUUGCUGCUGGAGGAAGAUGUUCGGGGAAAUUGUGGGGAGGCCGAGGCGAAGUGUGAGGAUGUGACAAGUGUGUCAUUUCGUCCUCCGCCGAGUCGCAAAAACGGUUCGGCACCUCCUAUGCUGCCGCAGCACCUCGUCAGUCAAAACCCUGGCGCGAUGCUCUUCUGCUGCCGCUGCCGCCUCUUUCUCCCCUCCCAUCCUGUUAGCGUGACGAAUCACUUGCAUAGUGAGGGCCACCAGAACAGCGCGGACGCUUCCCCCCCACCGGGGACAACCUACACGCAGUUUGGCAAGCUGGUGCAGCGCAUGCCCUCCUUCAUUGAGCCCGCCACAGUGGUGUCAGCAGAGCAGCGGCAAAAAGAAACAGCAGCGGGGAAUACGUUUUUCGAGAGUGGGUUUGACAUUGUAAAUUCUAUUUGCGGUAUUUGUCAGGAAAUCGUCACUACGCAAAGCUACAAGGUUCACGAGUCGCUUCCGACACAUCGUCGACGGCUGGCCGAGACCAACGCGGACGCCGUACUGUAG